Messenger RNA from Indicator indicator, 1056 nucleotides. It is a transcript of the gene SLC39A1, whose product is annotated as solute carrier family 39 member 1. NCBI's taxonomy places the organism in Eukaryota, Metazoa, Chordata, Aves, Piciformes, Indicatoridae. Gene Ontology annotation, molecular function: zinc ion transmembrane transporter activity. Gene Ontology annotation, biological process: zinc ion transmembrane transport. The coding region runs from base 1 to 945 and encodes 314 amino acids. The record is from RefSeq and is a predicted model, not a curated record. Gene Ontology annotation, cellular component: plasma membrane. The transcript is spliced from 3 exons.
AUGGCAGCGGCAGCUGGGACCGAGACCGUGAUGGAGGAGCUGGCCUGGAGCCCCGGGAUGGCCCCGCGCCCCCCGCCCGGACUGGAGGUCAAAUUGGGCUCCCUGGUGCUGCUGCUGCUGCUGCCCCUCGCCUGCGGCCUCGCCCCGCUCUGCUGCUUCCGACAGCCCCCGAGCUCCACCGACCCCCGUGGGCCAGUGCUCAGCCUGGUGAGCUGCUUCGCAGGCGGAGUGUUCCUGGGCACCUGCCUGCUCGACCUCCUGCCUGACUACCUGGCCAGCAUCAGUGCAGCGCUGGAGGGACUGCGCGUCACGCUGCAGUUCCCCUUGGCCGAGUUCAUCCUGGCCAUGGGCUUCUUCCUGGUGCUGGUGCUGGAGCAGGUGGCGCUGGCGCAGCAAGAGCCAUCGAUGCUGUCGGAGGAGACCCGAGCCCUGCUCCCCUCCUCUGGCUCCAUCCAGACCCCCCUGGCACAACCUGCUGCCGCCAGCAGUGCCCGGGGGGCCAUCCGGGCCGGGCUGCUGGUGCUGGCCUUGGCUCUCCACUCCGUGCUGGAGGGGCUGGCACUGGGGCUGCAGGAGGCUGAGGGAGCUGUGCUGAGGGUCUGCCUGGCCCUGCUGCUCCACAAAUGUGCUGUGGCUUUCAGCCUGGCCUUGAAGCUCCUGCGGGGCCGCCUGCGCCCCCCCGCUGUGGCCGCCUGCCUGCUGCUCUUCGCCAUGAUGUCCCCUCUGGGCGUGGGGCUGGGGACCGUGGUGGCUGCGGGUGCAGGGCCACGGCAGAGGCUGUGCCGCGGGGUGCUGGAGGGCUUGGCAGCUGGGACCUUCCUCUACAUCACUUUCUUGGAGAUUUUGCCCCAGGAGCUGGGGGUCCCCCAGGACCGUGUCCCCAAAGUCAUCCUGCUCCUCGCUGGCUUCGCCCUUGUCACUGCCAUCCUCUUCGUCAAGAUCUGAGAUGCUCCUCCCUCGGGGGGGGGUGGGGAGGAAAUCCUCCCUCUGCACCCCCCCAUUACUGUGCCAAAGUUGCCAAAGUGCCGCUCCAGGGGCUGUUCCCACCCACCCUGU